This is a messenger RNA of Fusarium fujikuroi IMI 58289, 561 nucleotides long. RefSeq lists its product as uncharacterized. The coding region runs from base 1 to 561 and encodes 186 amino acids. The transcript has 3 exons. NCBI's taxonomy places the organism in Eukaryota, Fungi, Ascomycota, Sordariomycetes, Hypocreales, Nectriaceae. The record is from RefSeq and is a predicted model, not a curated record.
AUGCAUCAUCUUGGACUCACCACUUUUGCAGCGUCGCUUCUGGCGACUGCUGCAACUGCUGCUAGCAACAACGGUCCCUUUUCUCUCUACGCUUAUGGAACUGGGGUUGGCGGCCUUCCCAUCUUUUCUUCUGGCGAUGGGAUCUUUGUUGGAAACUUCAGCAAGGUCGACGACGAUGAGGCCGCCCCGAUUCUAUUUACCGUAGGAGAUGAUGCGUGGUAUGCCUCUCCAAACACGACUGGCUAUGCCAAAGGACGUGAUCCGAGCUGGUCCAACCUCACUUUCGCUGUUCCGGGACCAUCAUCGUCUUCUCACAGCGUCAAGCUGAUCAACAGCACGACCGAUACCGACGGUUAUGUAUUUGAUCUGAUGACAUAUGGCACUUUCGUCAUGGUCGAAGAGAAUGGACAAAUGACUUCGCUUUGGUAUGCCACGCCAUCGGAGAUCGAUGGUGUUUAUGUCAUUGGUUGGAACGCAUCAGAUGCUGGCCAGUCUGACGAUAAGGUCGUCAUUACACUCAAGAAAACUCCUCCGUCAAACCCAAGCCCCAGGGAUCAGUGA